Molecule: messenger RNA, 4598 nt
Organism: Panonychus citri (citrus red mite)
Lineage: Eukaryota; Metazoa; Arthropoda; Arachnida; Trombidiformes; Tetranychidae
Exons: 6
Coding region: 745-2607 (620 amino acids)
Biological process (GO): regulation of transcription by RNA polymerase II; cell differentiation
Cellular component (GO): nucleus
Molecular function (GO): DNA-binding transcription factor activity, RNA polymerase II-specific; sequence-specific DNA binding
Source: RefSeq, a predicted model, not a curated record
CUCUCUCUAGACUUUCGUGAAAAUUUCACUUUCUAUUUCGUUAUUGAACGCGAUUCUAUUGAUUAGUUAAUAACGAAAAGAACUUUUUUUUCUUCUCUUGAGUUUUUUCUCUCUAAAAAACUUUCUCCCUCUACUCUUGAUAUCUCUCUCUCUCUCUCUCACUCCUCUGUACCUAUUCAGCCUUAUCUUCAUCAUCACCAUCAUCAUAAGUGGUAUAUUGUUCAACGAUAAUCAACAAGUGAUCUUGUCCAACAAUUAACAGAGACACUUUUGAUUUGUCUCUUAAUUAGAGUUAAUUAUUACUCGAUGACCUUAAUCAUCUUGUCCACCAUCAUUACCAUUAUUUAAAUGUUUACACCUUUUUCAAUUUGAUUAGUAUUAGUAUCUAAAUCUAAUCUUUAAUUGUUGUUUACUAAUCAUAUAACUCAAGACUCUCAAUCAAUUGACAUUCACUUUCAUUUAAAGUGUAAACUUUUAACGUGUUUCAAUUGUUUCAAUUGUCACAAUCAUUAUUGCUAUGAUUUACUUGUUCACUUAAAUUGUUUCAGGUAUGUGCAAUUAAAACACUAAAUAACCAAUUGGAUUAAUCAACAAUCAACUAAUUUUCUUCUUUGUCCAAAUUUACAAUCAAAUCCCAUGGACACAAUUUAUCAUCACAAUCAGUUGAUUAACUUGUUCAUCUAAACUUUUGGAUUAUUUAUAAUUUGGUAACAACAGAACGAGAAAUCAACAAUUAAAGUAAAGAUGGUUCAUAAUCCAUUUGAUUGUCAACCAAAUAAUAGCAUAUCAAUGCUACUGGUCAAUAGUGAUGCGAGUUUGUACGAAUGUUUUAACGGUGACUUUUUUGACCAAAGUGUUGACUCUAAAGAGAUUUUAUCAAGCUUGACCUCAAGUGUCCCAAUGGCGGGAUUAACCCUUGACCCUGUAUCUGCAUCAGUUUUAAUACCAACCGAUUUGAACGGAAAUUAUCAUGGACUUGAAAACAGUGAAUCAACAUUAAGCUCAACCCAUCAACAGCAUCAUCAUCCAUUAAACAAUAACAAUGAGCAUCAUAAUCACCCCCACCACCCACAACAACAACAACAACAAUCCCAACAUCAUAUGUCUCAUCAUCAUCAUCAGCAACAACAACAACACCAUCAACUUCAUCACCAUACACUUGCAAAUUUAGCACCAAAUCAAAGUCCAUCAGCUAGAUCAUCCUCAUCACCUUCAUCAUCAACCUCAUCUUUAUCUCCAGUAUCAUUAUCCUCAUCUUCAUCUUCAUCACUCUCACCAGCAGCAACCUCACCAUCCUCUUCAACCACCACUUCAUCUUCAACCUCAUCAUCACCAUCACUUUCACCUUCAUCUAAAUCAACUAACACAACCAAUUUAACAAAUGUCUCACUACCUUUGGGCUUAAUUAACACCAACAGUGAUAACAAUCAUCUAAUUAUCAACAAUACCAAUAGUAACAGUAGCAUUUCAAGUUCAAAUAGUGGUAACAGUAAUCAAAGUGUUAAUAACAAUCAACAAAAUCACCAUCAUCAUCAUAUGAGUGUUAAUAAUAACAGUGGUAAUUGUAAAUACACCGAUUAUAUUGAUGGUAAAUUUGACGGACUCAUGUCCACUUUCUGGACAAUGGACAUUUCAAAAAACUCUCCUUUCCUUUCUGAACUUGCCUCUGACUUGGAAUCACGUUACUGGGAAUCCAAGCCCCCUGACCAAUGGACAUCCGAAGAUGUCUGGCAUUGGAUAUUCAGUUGGGCGGGUGACCGAAACAUUGACGUGGACGAUGUCCAACCUUUGGCCUAUGCAAACAUGAACGGUCAACAAUUAUGUUCAAUGUCCAAGAUUGAUUUUAUCUCAAUGAAUCCCAAAUAUGGGUCACACAUAUACGACACCCUUAAUCAACUUGUCAACUCAUUCAGAAAUGUAACAACACUUAACAGCCCUGGAACUGGUGAUUACAAUUGUUUCCCAAAUUUACCAAGUUUUGAUCUUCUUCGAAGCUCUUGUUUAGAUCUUGAUGGUCAAGGAAGUAGUCCAUCAUCGUCAGGAAGUGAAUCUGAUAGAGAAUCAACUAGUAGCUCUAUGACAACCGUUAAUGAAAGACAAUCAGCCCAUUUAUUGGCAGCCGUUGAAAACACUGAUCCUAAUUUGGUAUCUGCUAUCCCAGGCCAUACAAUUGUUGAUCCAGUUACUGGUUUACCCGGUAAAUCAAUACCAACCUUGACUACACCAUUAACUGUCCCCGUUAAAAAGGUUGGCAGAAGAGGUCGACCCCCUAAGAAAGAUGCUAAAUCAAGAAAUAGACAAGGAAAAGGAAAUGGUAAACUUUGGGAAUUCAUUCGAGAUCUACUUUUAGACUCAGCUACAAAUCCAAGUUUGAUUAGAUGGGAAAGACGAGAAGACGGCGUUUUCAAGUUCGUCCAAUCAGAUAAAGUUGCCAAACUUUGGGGCCAAAGGAAACAAAAUCCUCGAAUGACUUAUGAGAAAUUAAGUCGAGCAAUGAGGUACUAUUAUAAGAGUCAAGUAUUGUUACCCGUUUUCGGCCGACGAUUGGUAUAUAAAUUUGGUCCAAAUGCUACAGGAUGGAGAGCACAUCCAAUUGGAUUGAUAUAAAAAUCCAAGUAAAGUCUAAAUUGUUUCCACAGUAAAACAAAAAGCACAAAAAGUUAAUUUUUUCCAUUCCAAACACAAUCAACAUUCAACAUAAUCGUAUUUAAAGCAACAUAGCUUUCUCAUUUUUCUUUUCGAAUUUUUUUCCCUCAUCAUCAUUGUCACCUUGUUGUUACCUGUUAAUUUCCUUAAUCUACUUUUCUAUUCUCUUUAUCCAUGCAAUAUUCAUUUUCUGUUCAACUUUCUCUUGCCACCGAAUCAUGUCUUAUCCUUUUUUCUCUCUCCAUGUAUUUACAUAUUCACUUCUUCAUUCUGGAUAGUUUUCAAUUCUUUGCACAAAGAAAAUCCUAUUGGCUUCCUUUCUCCUUUCCAAUCUAUGUUAUCCAUGAUUUUCCAGGUUAAAAUCUCCUGAAUUUCGACUGAAUCAUCGCCUUUUUCAGCUGAUUAUGGUUAAGAUGAAAAAGAAAAAUUUUUUUGGACAUUUGAGGUCAAAUCCAAGGAAAAGUUUGAAUAUCGUAUUACCAUCAUCUCGUUAUCCAAUAAUUACAAAAGAAGUUGGCAUUUUUAUCGUUGCAUGUUAAUUAACUAUAUCAUAACAAGUAAUCAAUCAAGAGAAUCAACUAAUCAACUCCACGAGGAUACAAUUGUAACACUUGGCAAUCAACAAGAUGAACUAAAUUGACAAUUGACUUCAUUAUCAAUCGUCAAUUAAAUUUCGCCGAUCACAAUUUUUCAUGUACAAAUCUAAUUUCAAUCGCAAUUCAACAAUUGUAAUUGAAAUGUGAUCAAUUUUUGAUUAUUAUCUCUUUAAUCAUUAUUGUUUUUAUUGAAAAGACAUUUAUAUCAAGAGACUGACAGAUUGACCAAAAUGGUCAACAUCCUCGUAAAGAGCAAAUUCACAAUUGAUUUAAUCUCGUAAUCAUCUUAAUCAUCACCAACACUAAACUUUAUUGUUAUUUCAUUCUGAUUUAUUGGACCAGUUUGAUUUAAUCAUGAAAGUUUUACAAGCCGAUCAUCACAUGUAAACAAUUAGUUAAUUGUUGUACAGUGAAAAAUGGGAUUCGUCAUCCAAGACUGUUGUAAAUAGACAAAAAUUAAUAAUCAUUUUUUUCACCAUCAUCACAAUUAACGUCAUCUCCAAAUGGACACUUUAACUUGUUCAAGAUCAACUGAAUUAAAACAAAUUUUGUUUACUAAAUCAAAUUAUCAUCAUCAUCAUCAUCAUCCACAUCAUCACUUUUAUCACAACAAUCAUCAGCUGUAGAUACUUUGGUUAAUCAUAUUCUUGAUCAAUUUGGUUCCUUAAUUGUAUCCAAUUAGAUUUACACUUGGAAUCAACUUUAAAUCAACGAAAAAAUCACCAACAAUUUACUGGGAUAAAAAAUAUACUUAUAUAUAUUGACAGGAUUGAAAAAAUUUCCACUGUUAUCAUCUUAAUUGUUAUCAUAGAUUAGAUAUCGACCUUAAUUGUCACAACAAUUGUAUCCAAAAGGAAUCAGAAUUAUACUUUAUAUCGUUUUUACCAAUGUGCUUAUAACUGAUUUUAAUUUUGUACCUUGGAAAUAAUUAAUUUGAUUGAUAAUUUACUUGCGAUUAAUUAAUGUAAUCCAAUCUUGAGAAACUAUUCCAAUCUAAUCAUUUUCAUAAUCAACCAUUUUAAUUGUUUUCUUUUUUUUCUAAUUCAAAAUUUCACUGAGUUGCCUAAAAGUGGAAGACCCAACAAACCAAACGAAAACUUAAUCACCACAGUUAAUUUUACGACUUCAAUUUGAUUCUUCUCACAAAAGUAUUAACAACAAACACUAAAUUGUAAUCAACUCUCUUCCAUUGGUGAUUUAAUGAUCUAAAUUAAUUACUAUUCCAUGGGAAGUAUAACAUUAUCAUCAAUUGUUAUCCAAUUUUAUAUAAAAAAGAAACCAUUGUAACAAUUAAUCUCAAACGAAAUGAUUAAAUUACUGUAUAUUAAAUAGCGUUUUCUGUACCGAAAUUACAAU